AUGAGAUUUCCAUCAACAAAACCCUCGGCUCUGCUCGCAGCCGCCGCCCUCACCACCCUCACAACCGCCCAUUCCUGGGUCGAAGAAGUGUACCGCAUCGCUCCCAACGGCACACUCGUCGGUGACGCUGGCUACCCGCGUGGCUGGGUCGCCCGCACUUCAACAGACCCUCUCUGGAAGGACGCCAUCCCGCAGUGGCUGCUGCCGCUCUCCGGCCAGAGCGCCUACAGCGGCGAGGAGAAGCUCAACAAGUACGACUUUGUGGCGGACCCCAAGUUUGCCAUGCUGCAGGCCGCCCCCGGCGACCACAUCUCCCUCAUCCACCUCGAAAACGGCCACACCACGCUGCCGCAGAACCAGCCCAAGAAGCCGCACAACCGCGGCACCAUCUUCCUCUACGGCACCGACCAGCCCAAGCCCCAGGAGCGCCUCUUUGACGUGCACCUUGUCUGGAACCGCGACGGCACCGGCGGCGACAAGCGCGGCCGCCUGCUCGCCACCCGCAACUACGACGACGGCCAGUGCUACCAGCCCAACCCCGGCGAGAUCAGCACCCAGCGCGCCAAGGAGCUCGCCGCCGAAGGCGCCGUCCACGACCGCGAGCUGCGCUGCCAGUCCGACAUUCAGCUGCCCGCCGACCUCAAGCCCGGCUCCACCUACACCAUCUACUGGUACUGGGACUGGCCCGACCUCAACGCCGGCAAGAUCAACAUGGACGCCACAAAGGACGGCAAGUACCCCUGGGCCGGCACGUUUAUGCGCGGCGAAAAGGACCCCAACGGCUUUGACAUGGCCGCCAUUGCGAAGAACGAGAGCUACGCCAGUACCGUCGACAUCAAGAUUGUCGACGCCGCCAAGCUGCCCGGCGGUGCCGUCGCCAAGGCUGUUGUUGGCGGCGCCGUCGACGUCGCGGCCGUGUGGAACUCGCAGCAGAACAUCUACACAAAGGCCAUCAAGGCGCAGAUGACUGGCAACUUCCAGGUCGACAUUGACGCCAACCAGCCCGCCGGCGGCAGUGGUGGCAGCAAUGCCCCCAGCGCCACGUCCACGGCGCCUGCUUCUGCCCCUCCGUCUUCUGGCGCGGGGGCUCGCCCUUCUGUUCCUCCAUCUUCCGACCCGUCAGCUCCCCCGGACUCAACCCCGACAACCCCCCCCGGCGACGCCACGGUGACCGUCACAGUGACUGUGCCGCCCAGCACCAUCAUCCAGACCGUCUACUCUCCCAAGUCGACCGCCGACGGCGUUGCGCCGUCGCAGCCUGCGAUGCCACCGGCGGAAAGCAACAGCAUGUCCCAGCCCUCGCAACCUCCACCAUCGGCCUCCAACAGCAACAGCAUGUCCCAGCCGUCGCAACCUCCUCCGCCUGCCUCCAACAGCAACAGCAUGUCCCAGCCGUCGCAACCUCCACCAUCGGUCUCCAACAGCAACAGCAUGCCCCAGCCCUCGCAGCCUCCACCAUCGGCCUCCGACAACAACAGCAUGCCCCAGCCCUCGCAGCCGCCCGUGUAUUACACCGGCAUGGCGGCCCGCGGAUCCGCCUCUUCGGCGCCGACAACGUGGAUAACGCACAACGUCUGGAAGACCGUCACGUCGGCCGUGACGGUGACGCUUUACGACGGAACCGUCAGCGCGCCGGCGAGCGGCAGCACAGGCAGCGCGACUGCUCCGCCCACGUACGCGCGGCGCGGUCGGGCCUGGCGACACAACUGGCAGUUUGGGCAGUGA
Messenger RNA from Akanthomyces muscarius, 1725 nucleotides. RefSeq lists its product as uncharacterized. Bases 1 to 1725 code for a protein of 574 amino acids. Lineage: Eukaryota; Fungi; Ascomycota; Sordariomycetes; Hypocreales; Cordycipitaceae. The transcript has a single exon. The record is from RefSeq and is a predicted model, not a curated record.